AUGCGCCGGAUUGAAGCCCUUAUCAAACAGGACUCCUUUUCGCCUCCUGCCGCCAAUUCAUCUUUGUUUCUUGUUAGAAACAUUAUGAUUACUGUAGUAAUUAUUUUCGUAAUUUGUUGUCUGCUACACUUUCUUGUGAGAUUUCUCAUGAUCAAGAUAAGAUUAUAUUCAAAUUCCCAUCAUCAAUCCACAAGAUUUCAUGAAAGCAGCGAUGGGGAUGCUGCCGUUUAUCAAAGACAAUUGCAACAGCUCUUCAAAUUGCAUGAUUCUGGAUUGGAUCAAUCCGCCAUUGAUGCUCUCCCAGUGUUCGUUUACGAAGAAUUAAUGGGUUUAAAAGAGCCUCUUCAUUGCGCUGUUUGCCUUUGUGAAUUUACCAAAAAGGACAAUCUGAGGCUACUUCCUGUAUGCAGCCAUGCUUUCCAUAUUCAUUGCAUAGACACUUGGUUACUGUCGAAUUCAACUUGCCCUUUAUGUAGAGGGAACCUUUUUACACCUGGGUUUUCUGUUGUAAAUCCAGUCUUUGACUUUGACUUUGACGAAGAAGAAGACCACCGUGAAGCGGCUUCUGGUAAUUUCAAUCACGCAGAAAGGGUAUAUCCGGUAAGACUUGGGAAAUUUAAAGGCAUGAAUCGUGAUAAAGAAGAUAAGCAAGAUGAGGGACAAACUAGCAAUGGAAAUCUUGACGAAAGGAGGUGUUACUCGAUGGGAUCUUAUGAGUAUGUUGUGGGAAACUCAGAUUUACAAGUGACAUUUUGUCCGAUUAGGGGUGGUAAUAUGAGGGGUAUUAUUGGAAAUAGUGAUUUGAGAAAUGAGGGUGGAGAUGGAAAAGAAAUUAGGAAUGGGGGGAAAGGUGAGAGCUUUUCUGUUUCUAAGAUUUGGCUUUGGUCCAAGAAAGGACAUUUUAACUUUCAAGAUUCUUUAAAUCCGCUCUCAAUGUAG
Messenger RNA from Lactuca virosa, 939 nucleotides. The record is from the annotation of a GenBank genome assembly. NCBI's taxonomy places the organism in Eukaryota, Viridiplantae, Streptophyta, Magnoliopsida, Asterales, Asteraceae.